CUGAAGGUUGUAGAUGAAGCGCCUAUUCUGAUUUGGCGCGGAACACGUUCGGGUUAAGAGCCUGAAGUCGUAGUUUCAAACCUUAAUUGGUUUGCAACUAUGCCGAUUAAAAGAGGUCAUAUUGCGCCACACAACACUUACAUCGUCACUCUUAUCAGGAACUUUGAUUCUCAGUAUGAAAACUUCAUCGUAGCAAAUGCCUCUUUGCCAUCCAGACCAAUUAUAUACUGUAGCGAUGGGCUCUGUGAUCUUCUUCGAUACACAAAGGGCCAACUUAUGUUCAAGUCUUCCGCCUUGUCCGUGUUUUACGGUCCGGAAACCACUCCUGGAUCUAUGGAAGCACUUUUGGCAUCUCUUAAUCAACCAAAUGAGACAGAAAUAUGCAUGAACCUGUAUUCUAGAGACAAUUGUGUCAUAUCUUUCCGCAUUGUCGUAACGCCUGUUCGGGAUGAAACUGGUGGAUUACCCCUAUAUUUACUUUUCUUCAGAGAGGAAGUCAGUGAUGCGCAGACAUCUCAGAUUAACAAAAGGCCGAGUCUAUACACAAGGUGGCAGCUUAAGUCGUUCCGCGUGAACAGAAGUCCUAAUCAUAUGCCGAAGACUGGCAGUCGUUCAAAUGCUCCAAAGUCGUCUAAGCCUGUUAUGGAUUUCAGAAGACACUUUAAAGAUAGAAAAAGUGAUACAUCUGAUUUAAAACUAAAUCCUAUUGCUGGAGACUCCGGUUCUACAGAACCACUAGCUUGCCCCCAAACUUUGUCAGCAAACGAGAAAACCAAGUUUAUAGAAGAUUGCACUACUGAAUGUGUAUCUGUCCAGUCGAAAGGGUGUCGUCCAGUUUCUCUCUUCCUACCUAAGGAUCAGAGUGAUGUAUCUCCUAGGGGAUUGAUUCAGUCAAAGAUGGAUUUAUCAGAAAGUCGACAAGGCAAUCCUCAACGUCUUGAAAAAUCAAAGCAUAGGCCGGCUACUUGGUAUAGAAGCCACAAUGAAGACGAAAAUCCUGAAAUGAUACACAGUUCUACAAGGAGUCGCCACUUGCAUCCAGCCAGUGAAGAGUCUGAGGCUCUUCAGUUGGUAUUGAGUAGCCAUGCAGAACCUCCAAAGUCAUCUGUUACUGAAAAAUUCGCUCAAUUCCUCUCUAUGGAUGAAGAUUUGCAUGUGGAGCAUCGUUUCCAGUCUCCACGUAUGCAUAAAUUUACUUUAAAACAUUACAGUGUUUUCAAAGCUGUUUGGGAUUGGAUUAUUUUGGUACUAAUUAUUUACACUGCCAUUUUCACUCCGUAUACGACAGUUUUUCUCAUGAAUACAGGAAACAAGUAUGCAAAAUUAAUUUCCUCAGGAAAUACCUCCUCUGCAAACGUUAUUGGUACUAAUUAUCUACGAAAUAAAUCGUCGACUAUUAAUAAUUCAACAUUAAACAUUCAUUCUGUCCAGUCGUCAUCGUCUUCGACUACAACUUCUCAGGGUGCGUCAAAAUUAUUGUCAACUGUUGACAUUCUAGUCGAUGUCAUGUUCAUAAUUGACAUUCUGAUUAAUUUUCGUACUACCUAUGUGAAUAAAAAUGAUGAAGUUGUUUCACACCCGAAGCGUAUCGCUGCUCAUUAUAUCAAAGGCUGGUUUAUAAUUGAUCUGGUAGCAGCUAUCCCAUUCGAUCUGUUGUUUUAUCGUUCAUCUGGAGAUCAACCUACUGCACUAACUGGCCUUUUAAAAUCAGCUCGUCUUCUGCGUCUAGUCGGUAUUGUUCGAAAAUUGGAUAGAUAUUCAGAGUAUGGUGCUUCAAUUUUGAUAUUAUUAACAGCCUUAUUUGCUUUAAUAGCCCAUUGGUUGGCUUGUAUUUGGUAUGCCAUUGGUCAUGCAGAGCAUUUGUAUAGGGAACCGAAAAUUGGUUGGUUAGACACACUUGCUAUACAUACAGAACAAUAUUAUACUGAUCAACCGAAUUCAGGUCCGGAUUUGAAAACCAAAUAUAUCACAGCACUGUAUUUCACAUUUUCUAGUCUUACAUCUAUCGGUUUUGGAAAUGUUAGUCCGAAUACAAAUGCUGAGAAAAUUUUCUCCAUCGUUGUUAUGCUAGUUGGAUCCCUAAUGUAUGCAAGUAUAUUUGGUAAUGUUGGUGCACUGAUUCAACGAUUGUACAGUGGAACAGCACGUUAUCAUGCACAAAUGUUACGUAUUAAAGAAUUCAUACGUUUUCAUCAAAUACCAAGUCCAUUACGUCAACGAUUAGAAGAAUAUUCUACUCAAGUAUGGGAGCAUACUAAUGGCAUAGAUAUGACAAUGGUUCAGUAUAGCUUUCCUGAGUCAUUACAAUCAGACAUUUGUCUUUAUGUUUAUCGUCAUUUUUUAAGUGGAUCAGCCGCAUUCAAGUCACUAAAUGAUGGUUGCCUUCGAAAUAUAUCUCUGCGUAUCCGUUCUUCACAUAUGCCACCAAGUGAUACAUUAGUGCACACUGGUGAUCUAUUGACAGCUGUCUAUUAUGUUGUUAAAGGCAGUUUAGAGGUUGUGACCACAGAUGACGUCAUUUUAGGUGUGUUGAAUCCUGGUGAUUUUUUCGGUGGCCUCCCUCCUCUAGCCACAGUGCAGAAGAACCUAAAUACAAACAAUUUUGGGAAUGCAUGGGAUUAUUGUGUAAACAAUCGUUUUGCUAACAUGAAUACUAGUUCAAAAGUUAUGCAAAGUGAAGACUAUGCAUCUAUGCAGAACGAUAAUAAUAACCAUAAUGGCAAUAAUGCAAACGGUGUUGUUUAUCAACCGAAUCCACCUCCAAAAUCUCGUUUUGCUGUUCGUGCACUGACAUAUGCCGAUGUUCAAUUUAUUGACAGGCAUGAUUUAGCUGAAUUAUGUUCUAUCUAUCCAGAAUUAUCCCUACGAUUAUUGGAACGUUUUGAGUUAACGUUACCUUUAACUAUUUCACCUACAACGAAACCUACCAAACAUUCUGCAACUUUACCUAAUGUAGAGGCAUUUCUAGACGCUACAUCAUCAUGGCAUAUUGUUUGUCCACUUCUUUUGAGUGGUUCAAUGUCUUCGCGUGCAGGAGAAUAUUCAAAAUUAAGUGUGUUAAACAGUUCAGCUCAGGGUAGAUAUAGUGAUAAUCCAUUCACUGGUAAACCGCCAUGGGAAUUAGAGCGUUUUCAACGCUUGUUUGAUCAUGGUGCAUUGUCAUAUAGUCCAACCGCCUAUCCUAACGCUCAAGUACCUGUAUACUUCACUGACUCAUUAUAUAAUCCGUGUCCUACAGCUCCUUGUCAUCAACCAACGGCCCGUAAAUCAGAAUCCAUUACCAUAUGCUCAACUCGUUCAUCUGAACAAAAUCCUUCAUUACCUGUUUCUCCUAUAAUUAAUAAUCAAUCAUUACAAGAACGUCGAUUACGUAUGCGCUCAACACGCAACAUUUCACCGAAGCCAUCACACUCGUCGAUUCUAAAUCUUCCAACUCAUUCUACCGAUAUAACUAAUCAUGCAGUUUAUUCACCUGUGAUACCUCAAACAAUUUCACAUACUCCAGGAAAGAAACUUAUGGAGGAAGAAAAACAAAUUAUUGAUAUACUAGUUGCUCGUUUUGCAAAUGUUGAAAAGCAAAUUGAAAAUUUGGACAUUCGUAUAUCUCAAUCUGUUACUACUAUCCUACAACAGCUAGAAUCAAAAUUGGCUAAACACCGACCAUUUCCAAGUUGAAUAUAUAUAUAUAUCCUUUAGUAACUGUCUUUUCUUUGCUCAAAUUCCUACUUGUCCGAAUAUCUUGCAGUUAUGCUUCUUCUGAAAGUGAUGGAAAUAUUUGUUUCUGUCAUUUUACCGGUAGUGAUGAGGGAAAGGAGAUACACUGAUCGAUGAAUACAUAACACCGUCGACUGCCUCAUCAAUAGGAAAUAUAAAUAAUUUGGAAGCAGUUGAAUGAUUACAUUGUUAAUUAUGUUAAUUACUUUGAUUAUUCAUAUUCUUUUUUUAUUGUUCUAAUAAACACGCGUGAAUCACAACGUGAUUCUUUGAGUGAAUGUAUCCAGAGCUACUAGUUUUUUUUUUUGAAGGUGAAUAGAGUUUCAGUGAUGAAAAUUAUUUAUUUAUUCAAUUUGGUAAUUUACGUAAUUCCUUUCGCUGUCUAAUUAUUUUAUUUCUUAUUUUGUGCACAAAUUAGUUUUAAUUACCUUCUAAUAAUACUACUAGUAGUCGUUAUCACCACUAACAAUAUAUUAUACUAAUAUUAUUUGUUCUUCUGACACUGCCAGAUGCCAUAAAAUUGCAAUUGCAAUCAUGCUUGUGAUGUUGAUGAUGAUUAAACCGUAAUUCUCUGUUUCUUGUAUUACCUUGUGUAGUUUUACCUCUGAUAUAUGGGGAUCACCUACAUAAAACCUAUCGGUUUCUUCCACAUAAAAGUAGAUCAGUUUCUUCCAUUCAUCAGAAAACGAAGCAUUGUUUAGAUGCAAAAAUGAUUUUUGAAAUACCCUGAUUAGAAAUUCUGUUUUUUUUUUAAAAUCAAAUUUAGGUCAACAGUGUACACACAUUUGUCCUGUUUGUUUGGUGGAGUAGUUGGUUGUGUUUUUUUCCAUGUAUCAAAGGAAGCAAAGCAUGGAUUCUUUUGUUCUCUUUUCGAAAAAUAAUACUUUCACCUUAUGUUCUGUGAAAAAUACCUCUCUACUACCACCAUUAUUGUUGUUGUUAUUACUACGAUUAAUCUUAGGAUAGGGCUACGUCCAGCAAUAAAUAUUAAACACAUUUGUAUAAUCCUUUGAACAGUGCAAGCGUGUUUUAGUGCAAUAGUACAAUGCUAUACUUUUAAAACAUAUUUUCUAAGUGUAUACAUCUUAGUUGUAAAAGAGAUCCUAUAGAUUUAUAUUCUUUCCACUCUUUCAUUCUCUUUACUACUAAAUUCACAUUUAUUAUUUGUAAUAACACUAUAUAUAUAUAUAUAUUCUCAAUCAAGUGCAAUAUUUGGCUUUUUUUAACUGCUUAAUGUGGUCACACUUACCUCUAGAAAAAUGCAUUUAAUAUUCGGAUUUUCUUUGUCACAGAUUCUUUUGCACAACUAAACCAAAAUUGUAUUUCUUUUUUUGUUUGUUUGUUUCUUUCCAAAGUGUCUUUUUUUUUAUUCUAACGUUGUAUUUCUCUUUUUGUCUAUUUAAUUGACAAUUCAAUAUGUAUAUGGGUUCGCUGUGACAUUUGACAGUUAUGAAGAAACUGUGUUUAUUCUUUGUUUUUCCAUUCAAUCUUAUGGAUGGAUAUCUCAUCAUUUUUGUUUCAUAUCAAAUGUUGUAAAAGCUGAGAAGUUGGAACAUCUCUGGCAGAUAGUGUAACAUAUGCAUAAUGUAGGUGAUAACUGUGGACCAAUAUAUAAUAUACGUAUCAGUAUAUUCAUUUGCAUUUGAUUCCAUUUCACUAUUACUGAAACAUUCAACAGUCCUUCAUUACACACAAAUUAUAUAUUUACAAGAAUAUACAAUAAGAAUUGUAGUUGUACAACAAAAUCUUAUUUAAAUAUAAUAUUUGGUCAAUAUCUCUCGUUCUCGUAAUUGCCUACUGUGUGUAUUUUUGUGUACAAUUUCGCUGUGUAUGACUGUAGUAAUGUGUUCGUGCGUGUGUGUGUGUGUCUGUCUGUUUGUUGAUAUACGCGCGCGAAUUAACUGGUACUUUUAUCUUCUAGAAUAAUUUCUACGAAAUUUACUUAUCGUCCCAUGAUUUAAAAUACUUUUUUUUGUAAACUGUGCCAUUGAUUCAAUGAUAUUUUAUGGUAAACAAGUUGAAAAGUUCAAUGCCAAUUUUAUUUAACUGAAAGUAAACACUAGCGUUAAUUAUUUUUCUAAACUAUUGCAUAUAAGGAUGUCAUUAGCUGACAUUUUAUAAAUUAAUAAUACGUGUUGACCAAAUGUUUACUGUCCAUCUGCUUAAUAAGUUGAAAAAAUCUCUUCUAGUCUAAUGCGCUACCUUAGAUUUGUUAUCGUGCAUAGAAAUGGUGGAAUGUUAACUGAUCUGUUUAUUCAGUGAUACACCUAAAAUGUGUAACUCCACAAACAGUGAAAAAGUUCAGACAAAGUAACAUGAUCCGUAAUCUCGAGAAGACAUGAAAAGAUUAGCUGUCUUUGAUCAUAGGUGUCUGCGUUCU
Messenger RNA from Trichobilharzia szidati, 6094 nucleotides. The record is from the annotation of a GenBank genome assembly. NCBI's taxonomy places the organism in Eukaryota, Metazoa, Platyhelminthes, Trematoda, Strigeidida, Schistosomatidae.